Erythranthe guttata (spotted monkey flower) is the source of this 620-nucleotide messenger RNA. The record is from RefSeq and is a predicted model, not a curated record. Lineage: Eukaryota; Viridiplantae; Streptophyta; Magnoliopsida; Lamiales; Phrymaceae.
AAAAAAACAUGGCGAAAUCAUCAGUAAGCAUGAAACUCCUGAUUGACAGCAAAGCCGGAAGGGUACUAUUCGCGGAGGCAAGCAAAGAUUGUGUGGAUUUCCUGUUCUACAUUCUCUCUUUGCCUGUGUCCAAGCUCAUAAGUCUUGUCGGAAAGCAACAAAUGGUGGGAUCUCUGGGAAACCUGUACGAGAGCAUAGAAAAUCUGAACGAGUCAUACAUACAGCCAAACAAGAACAAGGACACCUUUCUGAAACCAGUUAUCCCUCCAACUUCUGGCUCCUCCGUUCCUCUGCUUGCUCUCGAAGAUUCGCCUUCUGUUAGGGCUUUGUACAGGUGCACACAAUCUUGUAACAACUACUGUUACGUGUCUGAUGACCCGACUGCUCUCUGUCCGAGCUGCCGCCGCCUUAUGAGUAUGGCUAUGCACUACGUUGCUCCGCCCGCAAAGAAUGAAUCUUGCGAAGAAGGUGGGUUUGUUAAAGGGGUGGUUACUUACAUGGUGAUGGAUGAUUUGGUGGUCAAGCCAAUGUCUACUAUCUCCAGCCUCACACUUCUUAGCAAGUUUAAUGUUAAGGAAGUUGGUGCUUUAUUUGGAUUAGUACUUUUGUUAGUUUAUUAA